Messenger RNA from Cicer arietinum (chickpea), 2362 nucleotides. RefSeq lists its product as uncharacterized. Gene Ontology annotation, molecular function: protein binding. Gene Ontology annotation, cellular component: SCF ubiquitin ligase complex. The record is from RefSeq and is a predicted model, not a curated record. Gene Ontology annotation, biological process: SCF-dependent proteasomal ubiquitin-dependent protein catabolic process. NCBI's taxonomy places the organism in Eukaryota, Viridiplantae, Streptophyta, Magnoliopsida, Fabales, Fabaceae.
UAUAUUAGUUUCACUCGGUGGCGCAUAAAAUAAUAUAUACCAUAACCAUAGCCACAAAACACCGAACGUGACGCAAGUGUGUGGAUCUGAUUUAUGUACUCUCUGGUUCCCAACUUCAGCUUCAAUUUCAAUUCUUCAAUUUCAAUCAUAACCGAUUCAAUCAAAUGAAAGGUCACGAUUGGAUCAACACGUGUCUCCCCGACGAGUUAAUCGUCGAGAUCUUCCGCCGCCUCGAUUCCAAAUCAACCCGCGACUCCUGCUCCCUCGUCUGCUCUCGAUGGCUCCGCCUCGAACGCCUCACCCGAACCUCCAUCCGCAUCGGCGCCACCGGUUCCCCCGACCUCUUUGUUCAACUCAUCGCUUCCCGUUUCUCCAACGUCACCACCGUUCAUAUCGAUGAACGCCUCUCCGUUUCCCUCCCCGUUCAACUCGGGAGAAGACGUGUAACCGGCGACAAUUCUUCGGGUUCGUCGUUGAAGCUUCAUUACGUUAACCAGAAAAAUGGCUCUUCUUCUGAGGAGAGUUAUUUUGAUUCGCUUUGUUUGUCUGAUAUUGGAUUGGAUGCUCUCGCUGAUGGAUUUCCUAAACUCGAGAAAUUGAGGUUAAUUUGGUGUUCUAAUGUCACCAGUGAUGGAUUAUCAUCACUUGCUCGGAAAUGCGCUUCUUUGAAAUCCUUGGACUUGCAGGGUUGUUAUGUGGGAGAUCAAGGCUUGGCUGCUGUUGGACAGUGUUGCAAGCAGCUUGAAGAUUUGAAUCUGCGUUUCUGUGAAGGCUUAACUGAUAUGGGUUUGGUCGAAUUAGCCUUAGGCGUGGGGAAAUCAUUAAAAUCUCUUGGUGUAGCAGCUUGUGCCAAAAUAACUGAUAUCUCAAUGGAAGCUGUAGCAUCGCACUGUGGAUCCCUUGAGACCUUGUCUUUGGACUCUGAAUUCAUCCACAAUCAAGGGGUGCUUUCUGUGGCAAAAGGAUGCCCGCAUUUGAAAGUUCUAAAGCUGCAAUGUAUUAAUCUUACAGAUGAUGCUUUGAAAGCCGUAGGCGUUAGUUGUUUGUCUCUGGAGUUAUUGGCUCUAUAUAGUUUUCAGAGAUUUACCGAUAAGGGUUUGCGUGCUAUUGGAAAUGGAUGUAAGAAGUUAAAGAAUUUGACUUUAAGUGAUUGUUAUUUCCUAAGUGACAAGGGCUUGGAAGCAAUUGCUACUGGGUGCAAGGAACUUACUCAUCUCGAAGUCAAUGGGUGCCACAACAUUGGAACUUUGGGACUUGAAUCUGUUGGGAAAUCAUGCAAGCAUCUCUCUGAGUUAGCAUUGCUUUACUGCCAAAGAAUUGGUGAUCUUGGGCUUCUUCAGGUUGGAAAGGGUUGUCAAUUCUUGCAAGCUCUUCACUUGGUAGAUUGCUCAAGCAUUGGAGAUGAAGCCAUGUGUGGUAUAGCUACUGGCUGCAAGAAUUUAAAGAAGCUUCAUAUCCGUCGCUGUUAUGAGAUUGGCAACAAGGGGAUCAGUGCUGUUGGUGAGAACUGCAAGUCGCUAACUGAUCUUAGCAUUCGAUUCUGUGACAGGGUGGGGGAUGGGGCCCUUAUUGCUAUAGCUGAGGGCUGUUCCCUUCAUUAUCUGAAUGUUAGUGGUUGCCACCAAAUUGGAGAUGCUGGAGUGAUAGCCAUUGCAAGGGGUUCCCCUCAACUCUGUUAUCUGGACGUGAGUGUACUGCAGAAUUUGGGCGAUAUGGCUAUGGCUGAGUUGGGAGAACACUGUCCAUUGCUUAAAGAAAUAGUACUUUCUCACUGCCGUCAAAUAACAGAUGUUGGUUUAGCCCAUCUUGUAAAAAGUUGCACCAUGCUAGAGUCAUGCCACAUGGUUUAUUGCUCUAGCAUAACUUCAGCUGGUGUGGCCACCGUGGUUUCUAGUUGUCCCAACAUAAAAAAGGUUCUUGUUGAGAAGUGGAAGGUUAGCCAGCGGACCAAGCGCCGGGCAGGCUCUGUCAUAUCCUACUUGUGCGUGGACCUUUAGACUUCCUUUGUUACAUAAUAUAUAGAUAUAUACAUAUCGUCCAGGUUUUUACAUUUUGGUGUGUGAAUAUAAAUAAACUUGUAACACUAUGGCAUGGCUGUAUAUGUUUCCACUCAAACAGAAGUUUUGUUCCCUUAGUCAAUAAGGUUUUACUGCUACUAAUUGUCAUAUUUUAGCCUCAUGAACACUCCAGAGACCUUGUCGUAGGAGUGCCAAGGGGGUAGGAACCAAUCAAUAGGCCUAGUUAAAUAUGUGUUGUAUUGAUUUAUGGAUAGAUAUAGCUGAAGAAGUCUAUCGACUCUGAUAUUGAUGUAACACAACUUUGUUAAAGGAAAAUAAAUACCUGCGUUGAUUUGAUUUACCUA